Molecule: messenger RNA, 1170 nt
Organism: Durusdinium trenchii
Lineage: Eukaryota; Dinophyceae; Suessiales; Symbiodiniaceae
Source: the annotation of a GenBank genome assembly
AUGCCAUUUGAAGACAGUGCGAAGCUUCGCACAGUGUCAUUGGGAGGCUUCAAAAAUGUGAUGCUCAAUGAAGAAUACUUGGAGGGCCCCAACUCUGACUUCUUGAUGCAAGGGCGGGAGACCUACUGGCAAGCAUCUGGCCAGUACUUCAUGUAUUAUUGCCAACGCUUCCGCAAGUGGCGCAUUGCUGAAAUCAGUGCAUUCAGCAGGAAUAUGGAUGGCCAGUGCUUUGCUUUUGUCUCAGAUGCAUAUCCACAUAGAGAUAUUUUGAACAAGACCAUGCUGAAGGGCUUUAUCGAGGUCGAAGAUGGAGAGUGGGUCAGCAGAGAAGAUGCUGGAGUGGUAGCUUUGGGGAAGCUAGGAGAUCAAAUGGAUGUAAGUGAAGAUGAAACCGAAGACGAAGUAGCAGAGUCAGAAGGCUCAGGAGACCCAGAGACUUGUGCGAAUGCAGGGACGGAGGAAGCACCGGCGGCGGACUCCAAGUGCCCAGUCAUGCCAGUUGUCAGGAAGGCCCGGGACAAAGCUUUGCAGGUUGCAAAAGCAGCGGGAAAAUGGGCUCGAAGGCUUUUCCCGAAGUAUCUGGGAGCCCCUGAUGAAGAUGAUGUAGAUGCAGAUGAUGAACAUAAUCCUCUUUUUCCUUCAGGCAAUUGCGAGAUCAAAACUCUAACCGGCUGCAACUUUAAGGAGCAGUUUUUCCUCCAAAAGCAGCGAAACCGAACUUUGGAGGAACAACGAGCAGAGAUGCAGCGACUGCAGACCAUGGAGGAUGUUGUGAUGAAGCCAAACCAAAAGGCUUGGCUGACAACACGUCUCAGCAUUCUCAAACAACUCAUUGAGGUCAGUCAAGUUUUCUUAAACAGCUUCUUGCUGAGCUCAGCUGGCGUCUUGCUGAGCUCAGCUGGUGCACAGGAGGAAAGCCGCGCUCCUGAUGCGCUUGAACGCUUGCCCUCAGACAUGUGGUUUGAUGGGCAGGUGGGUGACUUUUUGCCCACAGGUGUUUUUGUGCAUGUGCUAAGAGAUCCUCGCGAGAAGCCACUUUUGGGCUUUUUGCCAUCAUUCCUGUUCGAAACAGGAUUUGAGCUGGAAGCAAUCCGUGGAAAGAGAAUCAAAGUCAGAAAAGAAAGCUUCAAUCCUGGGAAAGGUUUGCUGUUAACUAUGCAGAAGACCUAG